Messenger RNA from Eutrema salsugineum, 1655 nucleotides. RefSeq names its product putative F-box/FBD/LRR-repeat protein At3g59240. The record is from RefSeq and is a predicted model, not a curated record. The coding region runs from base 468 to 1481 and encodes 337 amino acids. Lineage: Eukaryota; Viridiplantae; Streptophyta; Magnoliopsida; Brassicales; Brassicaceae. The transcript is spliced from 4 exons.
CCACGACUGUAAAACCGCUAGAUUUUCUCAUGCGCUUCUCCUUUCGCAAUCAAUCUCCGAUUACUGCUCUUCUCAGUGGGCUCUGAUCUCUGAACCCAAGUUGUUGCAAGAAGUGUUGAUCUGUCUGUUCGGAAAGAAUGCCUUCCGAAGACAUCAUCAGCAGUCUACCAGAAACACUUAUUUGCCGUAUCUUGUAGUUCCUCCCCACAAAAGAAGCUGCUUUAACGUCUCUUCUCUCCAGAAAAUGGCGGUAUCUCUUUGCUCUCUCACCAAAUCUUGAUUUCGAUGAUUCGGUAUUUUGGCGUCCUGAAUUGGCAAGCCAAAAAACCAAUGAGAUUCAUCGAAUCUUUACGGAUUUCGUGGAUAGAGUACUGUGUUUCCAGGGGAUUUCUACUAUAGACAAGUUCUCUCUCAAGUGUGGAAAAGGUGUAAAUCCAUUUAACGUCUCUCGUUGGAUAUUCAAUGUGAUGGUUCGUGGGGUAUCGGAUCUUGAUUUACGCGUUACUGUUAAUUGGGCUGAUUCGAUGCCUUCAAUUUUCUUUGUGAGCAAGUCACUGGUUAGGCUUAGGAUAGUGACUGAAGAUGGUCCCGUCAUUGAUGUGGAAGAUGUUUUUCUUCCAAAGCUCAAGACUCUGCAUCUUGAUUCACUUGUGUUUAAAGACGGUGACAACUACCUCGUCAAGGUUAUCUCUGGCUGUCCUGUCCUUGAGGAAUUGGUUAUGAUCGAUCUAGGUUGGGAUGAUUAUUGGAACCGCUCUGUGUCUUCCAAAACCCUCAAGAGACUGACUUUACGCUGUCAAGACUGGGAUAAUAAUCCAGAUAGUGUUUCAUUUGAUACCCCGAAUCUUGUCUACUUUGAGUACUGUGAUCAUGUUGCGGACAAGUAUGAAAUAGUCAGUUUCGAUUCGCUUGUUGAAGCUAAAAUCGGCCUUCGAAUGACACGUGAACAGCGUUCACAUGGACAUGGGGUCAGUAAUGCGAGAGAUCUUCUUAUGCGGAUAAGCAAUGUUCACUUCCUUUACUUAUUUGCCACCACUCUUGAGACUCACAGGGACGUAGGAUGGGGAUCGUUGGCGGCUAUACUCAAGAACAGUCCAAAUCUCGAAACCCUGGUUUUUGAAGAACUCCAUCACAAUAGUACAUUUAAAUGUGAUGUUGUUGACGGGUGCCUAUGCAAACCUUCAGAGAACAUUCCUAGUUGCCUAUCAUCAAGUCCGGUGAAGGUUGUAAAAAUACUCAAGUUUGGUGAUAUUUCUUUUUACUGUGAUGACACGGAAAAGCAGAUGAAGCUGGUCAAGUAUUUCCUGGAGAUAAUGCCGAAUCUUGAACGAAUGAUAUUGUGUUACAAUACACGUAUUGAUGAAGAUUUGAAAAGCCAACUUGAGAGGCUAGUUUCUAGAGGAGCUUCACUGAAGUGCAGUGUCCAACUAAUCUGUGAUAACCUCAGCGAACCACUUUAUCCUUUCUCCUUUUUCGACUAAAUGGGAGAUUAUCAUCCUUCUUAUCUCAGAGAAGAUUAGCAAAGCUUUUGUUCUAGUCUUUAGCAUGAAAUUAUCUAAGUUUGGUCUUUGUUAUGUAAUCUGUGACUCUACGGCUUGUUAAUAUGCAUUUUCACGUCUUUUUUUAUAUUGUGUGUUGUACACUUUCAUGUUUUC